Messenger RNA from Caenorhabditis remanei, 1965 nucleotides. RefSeq lists its product as uncharacterized. NCBI's taxonomy places the organism in Eukaryota, Metazoa, Nematoda, Chromadorea, Rhabditida, Rhabditidae. The coding region runs from base 1 to 1965 and encodes 654 amino acids. Gene Ontology annotation, molecular function: phosphoenolpyruvate carboxykinase (GTP) activity; manganese ion binding; GTP binding. The record is from RefSeq and is a predicted model, not a curated record. Gene Ontology annotation, cellular component: cytosol. The transcript has 5 exons. Gene Ontology annotation, biological process: gluconeogenesis; hepatocyte differentiation; cellular response to glucose stimulus.
AUGUCGGUCGAUCCAAACUUCCUUACUCCUUACAAGAACACCGGAGCCGCGAAUGCGUCGCUUCGUCAGAUCUCCGAAGACGCGUUCUACGUCGUCAAUGAGGUCGUCAUGAAGCGUCUUGGACACGUGCCGAUUCUCAAGGGAGACUUCCAUCUUCUGCCCGCAAAAGUGCAACGUUUCAUCGCCGAGAAGGCGGAGUUGAUGCGUCCACGUGGAAUCUUCAUCUGCGACGGAUCACAACACGAGGCGGAUGAGCUCAUCGACAAACUCAUCGAGCGUGGAAUGCUCUCGAAACUCGAGGCCUACGAGAACAAUUACAUCUGUCGUACGGAUCCAAAGGACGUUGCGCGUGUCGAGUCGAAGACAUGGAUGGUCACCAAGAACAAGUAUGACACUGUCACACAUACCAAGGAAGGUGUCGAACCGAUUAUGGGACACUGGUUGGCGCCAGAGGAUCUCGCCACCGAGUUGGACACCCGCUUCCCGGGAUGUAUGGCUGGACGUAUCAUGUACGUCAUUCCGUUCUCGAUGGGACCAGUCGGUGGACCAUUGUCGAAGAUUGGAAUUCAGUUGACUGACUCUAACUACGUCGUUCUCUCGAUGAGAAUUAUGACACGUGUCAACAACAGUGUUUGGGAUGCUCUUGGAAAUCAAGACUUUGUCAGAUGCAUCCAUUCGGUCGGACUUCCACGUCCAGUCAAACAACGUGUCAUCAACCACUGGCCAUGUAACCCAGAGCGCGUUCUCAUCGCCCACCGUCCACCAGAGCGUGAGAUCUGGUCGUUCGGUUCGGGAUACGGUGGAAACUCUCUGCUCGGAAAGAAGUGUUUCGCUCUCCGUAUCGCCUCAAACAUUGCCAAAGACGAGGGAUGGAUGGCCGAACACAUGCUCAUCAUGGGUGUCACCCGCCCAUGCGGUCGUGAACACUUCAUCGCCGCCGCGUUCCCAUCCGCUUGCGGAAAAACCAACUUGGCGAUGUUGGAGCCAACUUUGCCAGGAUGGAAAGUCCGAUGUGUUGGAGAUGAUAUCGCGUGGAUGAAGUUCGGAGAGGACGGACGUCUCUAUGCUAUCAAUCCAGAAGCCGGAUUCUUCGGAGUCGCUCCAGGAACUUCCAACAAAACAAAUCCAAUGGCUGUCGCCACUUUCCAGAAGAACUCAAUCUUCACGAAUGUCGCUGAGACAGCCAACGGGGAGUAUUUCUGGGAAGGACUUGAGGAUGAGAUUAAGGAUAAGAAUGUGGAUAUUACCACGUGGUUGGGAGAGAAAUGGCAUAUUGGAGAGCCAGGAGUCGCUGCUCAUCCUAAUUCCCGCUUCGCCGCGCCAGCCAACCAAUGCCCAAUCAUCCAUCCCGAUUGGGAAUCACCACAAGGAGUGCCAAUCGAGGCGAUCAUCUUCGGAGGACGUCGUCCACAAGGAGUUCCACUCAUCUACGAGACCAACUCAUGGGAGCACGGAGUCUUCACCGGUUCUUGUCUCAAGUCGGAGGCCACCGCCGCCGCCGAGUUCACCGGAAAGACAGUGAUGCACGAUCCGAUGGCGAUGCGUCCAUUCAUGGGAUACAACUUUGGAAAGUACCUUCAACACUGGUUGGAUCUGAAGACCGACUCGAGAAAGAUGCCAAAGAUCUACCAUGUCAAUUGGUUCCGUAAGGAUGGAAAUAACAAAUUCUUGUGGCCAGGAUUCGGAGACAACAUCCGCGUCAUCGACUGGAUCAUCAGAAGACUCGACGGCGAGACUGAUAUCGGUGUGGAGACCCCAAUCGGAACGGUGCCAGCGAAGGGAUCCAUCAAUUUGGAGGGACUUGGCAAUGUCAAUUGGGAUGAGUUGAUGUCGGUGCCAGCUGACUACUGGAAACAGGACGCUUCGGAGAUUCGCAAGUUCCUCGAGGAACAAGUCGGCGAAGAUCUCCCAGCGCCAGUUCGUGCCGAGAUGGACGCACAGGAGAAGCGUGUUCAAUCAUUGUAA